AUGAACAGAUCUCCAGGUGAAUUCCAGCGGUUCGCCAAGGCGUUCCAGCAACAGCUAUCAAGAGCGCAACAGGCGGGCAGAACCGGCGGUAAUAAUACCGGCGGACAGGUGCCAAGAGGUGCAUUUGCAGGCCUGGGCGGUUUGGUUCUACUCGGUGGUAGUGCAAUGCUACUAAACGCGUCUCUUUUCAACGUUGACGGUGGUCACAGGGCUAUCAUGUACUCGAGAUUGAGCGGGGUUCAGUCACGGAUUUUCGCUGAAGGCACACAUUUCGCUAUUCCAUGGCUGGAAACACCCAUCAUCUACGAUGUGCGGGCCAGACCCAGAAACGUAGCGUCACUCACUGGUACGAAGGACUUGCAAAUGGUGAAUAUCACUUGCAGAGUUCUUUCGAGACCGGACGUUUCGCAAUUGCCAACCGUCUUCCGCACGUUGGGCCAAGACUACGACGAAAGAGUGCUUCCCAGUAUUGUGAAUGAGGUGUUGAAAGCUGUUGUAGCGCAAUUCAACGCUUCACAAUUGAUCACUCAGAGAGAAAAAGUUUCCAGGCUAAUUCGCGAAAAUUUGGUGCGCCGUGCAUCCAGAUUCAACGUGCUAUUAGACGAUGUUUCGAUCACAUAUAUGACUUUCUCUCCAGAAUUCACAAAUGCUGUUGAAGCGAAGCAAAUUGCUCAGCAAGAUGCUCAAAGAGCUGCUUUCGUGGUUGACAAGGCUAGACAAGAGAAACAAGGUAUGGUAGUCAAGGCUCAAGGUGAAGCCAAAUCUGCAGAACUGAUUGGUGAGGCCAUUAAGAAAUCCAAGGACUACGUGGAAUUGAAGAGACUUGACACAGCCCGUGAAAUCGCCACGAUCUUGAGCGAAUCGCCAAACAGAGUCAUUCUCGACAACGAGUCCCUACUACUUAACACGACGGCCGAUAGCAGAGCCAAGAAGUAG
Molecule: messenger RNA, 936 nt
Organism: Lachancea sp. 'fantastica'
Lineage: Eukaryota; Fungi; Ascomycota; Saccharomycetes; Saccharomycetales; Saccharomycetaceae
Source: the annotation of a GenBank genome assembly